AUGGCUACCAAAGAUAUUGACCAAUUUGUUGAUGAGAAGGGGACAUCUUCGUCUGGCGAUGUCCAAGUUUUUGAUGUGACAAUUGACGAGCACGGAGACAUUCCUACGGAAGAGGAGAAGGCCACCCUUCGCCGUGUGCCCGGAAGCCUUCCUGUCGCGGCCUACUUUCUUUGCGCUAUCGAAUUCGCUGAACGUGCAUCCUACUACGGCAUCUCAUCUUUGAUCAGCAAUUUUAUUAAUCGGCCAAUGCCUGUAAGUGGAAAUGGUUAUGGCGCCCCCCCACGCGGAACUCAGCAAACUGCCGGAGCACUCGGUCUAGGGACAGUCAAGGCGAACGCUGUAAAUCAGUCGUUCAGCAUGUUGGCGUAUGGUCUUCCGCUUAUCUUUGGCUACAUAUCGGAUGUGUAUACCGGACGCUUCAAGCUUAUUUGCUGGGGCAUUCUUGUUUUUGGCAUCGCCCAUGUGUUAAUGGUCGGCUCUACUGCGCCAUCACUUUUGGCUAGCGGUGGUGCUAAAAUCCCAUUCUUCAUUUCUGUAUAUAUUCUGUCUAUCGGCACUGCUAUGUUCAAACCAAAUAUCGCGCCGCUACUUCUUGAUCAAAACCCUCAUACGGUACCCAAGAUAAAGGUCUUAAAAAGCGGCGAAAGGGUCAUUAUUGAUCCUGAGGCAACUACGGAGAGAACCAUGACCUGGUUUUACCUCAUGAUUAAUAUUGGCGGAAUGAUGGCAGUGGCUACUGCAUACUCAGAGAAGUAUUUUUGGAUCCGCAAACGUCUCAUUCUCUUCCCACCAGGAGGCAGCGACCUUCCUAAUGUCUUCCGUGUGCUGGGCAUUUGUCUAAGGCACGGUGGUAUCAUGAAGAUAGGAAGACGCGGAUUUUGGGAAUCUGCUAAGCCGUCCGUUAUUGCGACCCGUGGACUCAAUAUCCCUACUAGGUGGAAUGAUGAAUUUGUUGACGAUGUUCGCCGUACAUUCCAAGCUGCGGGCAUUUUCAGUUUCUUCCCGAUCCAGUAUCUUAAUGAUAAUGGUAUUGGCCAGGCUGCGAGCUUUUUGUCGACAAUGUUGACGACUAAUGGGGUACCCAACGAUGUUAUCAGCAACUUUAAUUCAUUGAGUAUUAUCUUAUUUGCUCCAAUUAUUAACUAUGGACUCUACCCACUGUUACGCCGCCAGAAUAUCCAUUAUGGCCCAGUCGCUCGUAUCACUACUGGCCUCGCUAUGUCCACAAUAGGCGGCAUGGGAUACACUUUGCUUAACUACUAUGCAUACAAGUUGGGACCGUGCAAAGAGUUUGGUACGAGCAAUACCUGCGUUGAUGCGAAUGGCGUCUCUUUGGUUGCUCCUAUUACUAUCUGGUGGAUAGCACUGCCAUAUGCCAUUGGUGGUAUCUCUGAGCUAUUUAUCAAUAUUCCGGCCUAUGGUAUAGCUUACUCUCGUGCCCCAAAGAAUAUGAGAGGCUUGGUCAUGGCCCUCAAUCUCUUCAACACUUCAAUCGCAUAUAUUAUUGGCCUGGCUUGCUCGUCAGUGAUAAAGGACCCCUACUUAACCUGGGAUUUUGGUGGACCAUGUAUCGCAGGAGGAAUCCUUACUGUUGUAUUCUACUUUACGUUCCGCCACAUUGACAAGGAAGAGUACACACUCAGUAAGAGCGGUGACUAUCAUCUGACGACAGAAGUAUCGGGUAAUAUCGUCACAGAUACGGUGCUGGAAAAGUCUAAGGGUUCUCUUCUGGCUGUCACCGAGGAUGAGAAACUUGGCAUCUCCCCAAAGAUUUAG
Pseudogymnoascus verrucosus is the source of this 1776-nucleotide messenger RNA. RefSeq lists its product as uncharacterized. The record is from RefSeq and is a predicted model, not a curated record. Gene Ontology annotation, cellular component: membrane. The transcript is spliced from 5 exons. Lineage: Eukaryota; Fungi; Ascomycota; Leotiomycetes; Thelebolales; Thelebolaceae. Gene Ontology annotation, biological process: transmembrane transport. Gene Ontology annotation, molecular function: dipeptide transmembrane transporter activity. Bases 1 to 1776 code for a protein of 591 amino acids.